AUGGAUUUAUCCAUUAAAGGUCUGCAGAGCUCUUGUGUGAGUGUGAUCCAGACCACAGCCACACAGCGGACUCUGAAUAUGGCAGAAGAACACAGUGUGAAGCAGGAGACAAGAGAGCAGCUGCAACAGUCUGACUGCGUGAACCCACGUGAGUCGUCACUGCUUGAACAAAAAAGAAUCCCAGAUAGAGCCCGGAUCAAAGAGGAGCCAGCAGAGCGGAGCAUCAAACCAGCGGGAGAUCAGCAAUCUGCAGCAGGCUCCUGUUCUGCAAGUUUGAAGACCAUACACCGCUUCAGUACAAAGUCGUCUCUGAAGAUCCACACGAGAAACCACACGGGGGAAAAGCCAUACAGCUGCCCGAUCUGCGACGCACGCUUUAUAUCCAACUCCAACAUGAACAAACACAUGAAGAGCCACAGCGAGGACAAGCCAACUUACAGCUGUUCCACCUGCGACGCAAAGUUCUUCUCCACAGGAACUCUAAAACGGCACGAGAAGACUCACACGGGAGCCAACAGCCUGCUCCAGCUUUGUCAAUUUUCCCCAUUGUUUGACUCGUAA
Knipowitschia caucasica is the source of this 561-nucleotide messenger RNA. The record is from the annotation of a GenBank genome assembly. NCBI's taxonomy places the organism in Eukaryota, Metazoa, Chordata, Actinopteri, Gobiiformes, Gobiidae.